GCUGAACUGUCCGCAGAGUCUCUACACAGGUCACAGAUUAUCACCAAGGCUGUUUAAGAUGUCUACUGAGAAGAACCCAGAGGUGGUCGGCUGUGAUGCCUCCAUCAUGAAGAAUGUCUGGGAGAUCAGAGUGCGAGAAUAUGGACAGAAGAGCCACCUGGAACUACAACGGGUAGAGAGUAGUGCUCUGCCACGCAUUAACCAGGACUGGGCAAAUCGUAUAAAUACCGGACAGGGAAGAUACAAAAGAGUGGCAAGCAAACCAAAACCAGUUGAGACACAGACAGACAACAAUGCUUGGAAGAGAAAGCAAUCCCAGAUUCCUCGUAAUCUUCCCAGUAGUGCAGGUUUGGGUGCCCAGAGCAGACCAGGAAGCCAGAGUAAAGGUUUUUCCACUCCAGUCAGCAAGUACAAGGACAGAAAGGGCCAGGACAAGACUUUCAACAGGCUGCAGUUACUCAUGAUGAUCACCAAAACUCAACCUUCUGCCAUGGUGUGGGGGAAGUCAUGGAAAUAUAACAAGUCCCUGCCUUCACCAGCAGAGGGCUCCACAGACUGGGGUCAGUGUUGGAUGUUUGCUAGUCAGCAGCCUUGCUCUGACACAGGCAAUCCAAAUGGGCCUAACUUAACAAAUCCUCACAGCCUUCAUCUUUGGAGAAAAAACAAUUUUAGGAACGUGGAAUUCCAUGAGCUUGACUUGAGUCUUCCUGAGGAGUGGCAGUUGUCCUGGAAGAAACCUGACCAGCCCAAUAUGAUAGAUACAUCGUCAGGAAAAGGAGAGAACAUCCCCAAAUAUGGAUUCUCCAUUCUACACCCUAAUGAAGCCUUGUGUUCAUCAGAGUGGAGUGAAUCGUGGAGAUCCACUAAGCCCGCAAAUCAGCAAGGUAAUGUUAAUGGUCCAAAUGACCAACUCAUAAAUGAGUCCAAUGCCAACAUGCAAGAUAACGAUAGUGAGUCUAGCUCCAAAUGGGAAGAAUGUUGGAGGAUUGUCAACCACAAUGGCAACAAGUCCAAAUUGUUUCUACUUCAAAUAUCUGUCAAUGCAGAGUGGGCUAGUUCAUGGAGAGCAGCCAUUGUGGUCUCUAACAACCACAAGAAUUCCGAUCCGUCUCCAAAGCAAGAUCACAGCAACACCAACAACAAAAUUCUACCUGUAUUUUGUGGGCAUAAGAACAUAGAUCAGUACUUGCACCUCUGCAAUGAAUUUAAUGCACUUUCAGAGUGGAGCAAGUCAUGGCAGUUGACCAAAAACAAUUCAAAACCAUGUGAAGAAAUAGAAAAAGUCCUCAAGGCUUUGCCGAAAGAGGGGCCUGUUUUGGAGUCUAAGUGGUUGGAGAAGAACCCUAAGGUGCAUCACUCUGUAUUAGAGAAAGCAGACGCAAGCUAUGAUCAGCUGAAACAUGACGUAAUAUAUCAGCGAAAGGAUUAUUUUAAUCUGUCCAAGCUACUUCUUCUGAAACAACUGGAAAAAAGUGUUCCUUCAUCAGAAUGGCUGGACUCCUGGAAAAUAAUAAAACACAGAAUGAGGCUGGAAAGAAGAAGGAUGAAACCUGACCCUCUGAAGCCUUUUGGAGAGUCAGAGAUGGGAAGAGAGAUGAAGCCCAGCGCCUCAGAGUGGGAAGAUUCUUGGAAAAUGACCUGCACACCCUUGAAUCAGGAUCCCAAUCUGUGGCAGCAGAAUUUGUCAUCAGUGGCCCAAAUUUCCGUAAAUCGGGAAAGACCCCAGAACCUGUUUACCCCUGUAGAAUUACCUAAAAAUGGGCCAACCAAGGAGCAGAGUUGGGGAGAAUCGUGGAUGUUCUCAAGGCAGCAACAUAAUUCCAAACCUGAACAAGGAAAUGCACUGAUGAGCCAAGGAACGCCAAGAUGUGAAAAUUCAUGCACACAGGGUAGGCAAGCCAGGUUGAUUUUGGACUGGCAGGCAUCCUGGAUGGUCUCAGAAACUGAGUUUCAUCAUGACAAACCCUCCCUAACUCAAUGGAGAGGAGCAUGGAGGUGGUCUAUCAACCACACGCAGCAGUGGCCUGGACAAGUAGGUAGAGAGAACUGGAUGGAUGAAUUAAUGGAAAUCUACCCUCUGAAAGGGAAAGGUUCUUUGCAGAGAAGCAAAGCUGGGAUGAACUGGUCUUUUGACAAGGAAAUGUUCAGGGAAAGGUUCCCAGAGACUGAGUGGAGGCCUUCAUGGAGUGCUGGGUCUCUCCUCAACUAUCAGUCAAAUGGAUCUCCAGGGAUAAGUGGGCAAAGCAUUUCCACCACUACUCAGCAGAAACAUGCCAGUGUAAAUGAGCAUGGAUCUGAGUGGGGGAGGUCAUUCAGAUUCGCCAACCCCAUGCCCUACAUGGAGCAUCCCUGGGUGGAGUCCUUACCCAACCCUUGUCACUAUUCAGUCAUGUGGUCAAGAGAAAAGAAAAUACAUGAGAUCAGAACCAACCUUAGCAACAUCCCUAAGCUUUGGGAAAACUCGCAUAAAUUCGUACAACCUGUCAGUACGCAGAUUAAAGACAAGGGCAAAGCUAAGAAUCCCUCUGACCCUAGGGUGAUUAUGUCAGAAAACACCAAAACAAAGAGACAUUUGUUCUCUAACACUGAGGAGAAACAGUCAGCGAAAAAGUGGGCCGGAAGCCACCUCCUGGGUAAAACCCAACCCCAUCCACAGAAAGGCCAUGGUUCUGCGAAGAAGCUUAAUCCUGAGGACACAACGGAAGCAAAGUUCUUUGAAGAGUGGGUAGAAUCUUGGAGGUUCUUGGUCUCUCCUGAUAGUCUGAAAACUCAGAUUCCCUCAAAGUCACUCUCAGGUUGGGCUGAGUCAUGGAAGUUCCUCAUUCCAGCUUACUAGCCUCCGACUGCCACAAAAACCUAAUAGAUGGCAAUGCUCGGUCAACGUUUAGCUUAGCCAAAUCAAGCACACCAAACAUCACGUACUCCUAAGCAUUAAAACUGUGCAUACACAGAUAAUGGCAAAAAAUGAAAUGUGUAUUUUUGAUUACUAGAUUAGACAAAUAUAAACCAACUCCUGUUUAAGAAAGCCCUUUUUAGAUAGCAUGUUUCUUUUUUUCAAAAAACGACACUGUUGGACAUAAGGUUGCAUCGAUUGAUUACAAGACAUUUCUCUGGUCGUCCUGUGUAAGGGUAGAAACUGCCCCACGUUCAGAAUGGAGGUCAAAUGUUAGCAUUUACAUGUACUGCGAUAAGGACAACUGUUCAUGUAUGGAAAAACCAAAAGCAUGAGACAGGACUGUGCAGAGGGGAACUGUAAGUUGGGCUUUGAAUUGUGAUGAUGUUAGGAUUGUUAUGUAGAGAGAAGGUGGCCAGUAAACAUGGAAGUAUAUUGUGUUGGUGAAAGUGGGUGUAAAGAUGGUAUUUUGAUUAAAGGUGUGAAAACGAAA
Mugil cephalus (flathead mullet) is the source of this 3386-nucleotide messenger RNA. RefSeq lists its product as uncharacterized. Bases 59 to 2836 code for a protein of 925 amino acids. The transcript has 3 exons. The record is from RefSeq and is a predicted model, not a curated record. NCBI's taxonomy places the organism in Eukaryota, Metazoa, Chordata, Actinopteri, Mugiliformes, Mugilidae.